AUGACGAGGAACGGACACGAAAAGAGCAAGCAACGGACCGAGGAAAAUCGUACGAAUCAUUCGUUUCGCGAUUACUCGAAAUUUGCAAAACCAAAGGUGCCGAAGAAAGAGCCAAAGAAGGAGGAGUCCGAAGGACAGGACAUCAAGAAAUUCAUGUCUCCAGUUGCCACCAAGUUUCCAAAGAAAAAAGAAAAAUUUUCCCGUUUCCUCUCGAGCACAGAAUUCAACCAUUGGAUGUUUUCAGUUUUCGGCGAAGUCUACGGGAUUCUAAUACUAUCAACUGACCUACUAUUUGUGUAA
Molecule: messenger RNA, 300 nt
Organism: Caenorhabditis briggsae
Lineage: Eukaryota; Metazoa; Nematoda; Chromadorea; Rhabditida; Rhabditidae
Exons: 2
Coding region: 1-300 (99 amino acids)
Source: RefSeq, a predicted model, not a curated record